ACAUGCUCUGAGUGCGGGAAACGCUUCAGUCGGCGCUCAAAUCUUAUCACACAUCAGAGAAUCCACACUGGAGAGAAACCCUACAUGUGCUCAGAGUGCGGGAAAUGUUUCAAUCAAAGCUCUGCCCUUAUCACACAUCGGAGAAUCCACACAGGUGAGAAACCUUAUGGAUGUUCUGAGUGCGGGAAACGCUUCACUGAUAGUUCAGCCCUCAUAUCACAUCAGAGAAUCCACAUAGGGGAGAUGCCCUAUACAUGCUCUGAGUGCGGGAAGCGUUUCAAUUGGGGCUCACACCUUAUCACACACAGGAGAAUCCACACAGGUGAGAAACCUUAUGGAUGCUCUGAGUGCGGGAAACGCUUCACUGAUAGUUCAGCCCUCAUAUCACAUCAGAGAAUCCACACAGGGGAGAUGCCCUAUACAUGCUCUGAGUGCGGGAAGCGCUUCAAUUGGGGCUCACACCUUAUCACACACAGGAGAAUCCACACAGGUGAGAAACCUUAUGGAUGCUCUGAGUGUGGGAAAAGCUUCAGUCAGCACUCCCACCUUAUCACACAUUGUAGAAUCCAAACAGGAGAGAAGCCCUACACGUGCUCUGAGUGC
Molecule: messenger RNA, 603 nt
Organism: Mauremys mutica (yellowpond turtle)
Lineage: Eukaryota; Metazoa; Chordata; Testudines; Geoemydidae
Product: zinc finger protein 3-like
Exons: 2
Biological process (GO): central nervous system development; regulation of transcription by RNA polymerase II
Cellular component (GO): nucleus
Molecular function (GO): DNA-binding transcription factor activity, RNA polymerase II-specific; RNA polymerase II cis-regulatory region sequence-specific DNA binding
Source: RefSeq, a predicted model, not a curated record